Phanerochaete carnosa HHB-10118-sp is the source of this 1520-nucleotide messenger RNA. RefSeq lists its product as uncharacterized. Gene Ontology annotation, biological process: mitochondrial respiratory chain complex IV assembly. NCBI's taxonomy places the organism in Eukaryota, Fungi, Basidiomycota, Agaricomycetes, Polyporales, Phanerochaetaceae. The coding region runs from base 312 to 947 and encodes 211 amino acids. Gene Ontology annotation, cellular component: mitochondrial inner membrane. The transcript is spliced from 5 exons. The record is from RefSeq and is a predicted model, not a curated record.
CGUCAUCUUCAUGCUUAUCGCGGCCCUCCGAUAAUCACUGACCGGGACCUGGUGAGUCCAUGUUACUAUCCCCGGAGGGUACCGUAGGAUCGGUCCCACGACGGAGUGCAAAGGAGCCAUCGGGUUCAGCUCGGGACGUCGCGCUUUGGUUGCGCGCGAUAGACACCUUGAGGGUGCGUGCGGGAGACAGCUUGCGAUGGGGUGUCGGAUCGCGCAAUGACGAUAUAAGUCGCUCUGGCGUGCAAGUUCUGCAUUGUCCAUCCCCACAAUCCAUCCUCAGCUUUCCACCAGUCGCCUUACCUUAACACAUCAUGAAGCUCAUCUCCAGGGAAGAGCAAGACGCCCAACAGCACGCCACUCUCGUAGGUGGUAUCAAGGGCUUCCUCAGCGGUGCAGCUAUCGCGCUCCCCGCAUCCCUCCUCUUGCAGCAACGCUGGGCAUACUACCGCCACCUCCCCCUGUCGCUCAAGGCCUUCGGCGUGAUCAUCGUCGUCGUACCAUCGUUCGUCAUUUCCGCAGAACACGCGGGCCAGCGUUUCGAACGCAAGCACUGGCAUGACCUGGGCAAGCAGGAGCUCGACGCUGCAGCAGCACGGGAGUCGAGGCGAUGGGAGUCGCUGUCGGCGGGCGAAAGGAUGAGGGACUUCGCGAACCGCCACCAGUACGGCCUCAUCCUCGGGGGGUGGGCCCUCUCCAUGGGAAUCAGCUUCGGUCUCGUCGCACGGAACAGGUACCAGACGCUGCCACAAAAGAUUGUGCAAGCACGUCUUUGGGCGCAAGGCCUCACACUCGGCGUGCUUAUUGUUGCUGGCAUCGCUACGCACGCGAACCGCACAAAAGAGGACGAGGGACCUGUUCGGCGCGUUGAGGCAGAUCACUCGUGGCGGGACAUUGUCAACCACGAAUUGCAGGAGCAGAGACAAAGGGCCAUAGCUGCAAGACGGUGAUGAGUUCCAUUGUCUUUGCACAAACUUCCUUCGAUUUCUAGGCGGGUGUCCCACUUAAACUUCGACAGGGUCCCGACCCAGAGUUCACGUAUAAAUGUCUCGAAGAUAACGUUGGACGCCUUACCUUUUCCCUUACUAUCUACACUAUAAUUCGCUGUGCACCGUGGAGCUAGAACAAGAGGUUAGACUUAUAUGUAACAUAAUAUCCUGGCACCUGCCCGUUAAUUCGCUGGUGCAGCCUGCAGACGCGCCUCGCCCUUGCAGGGACACCGUGCAAUCUCAUGUUGGAUGUUGAGCUAUCGAGCAGCCGUGUGUGCCAGACAAUAACGGACAGAGAUGAAAGCUCUCGCGAGACAGGACUUACAGUAUAGCACGCAUUCCGAAUACCAAUAAGGCCGGCAUCAUGAAGCUGACUGCACGGCGCAUUGGUCGGGGUUCUAUGUAAGGCUCGCGGCGUGGCAGAUACAAACACAUAAGGGGUUCGCACGAGCUUGCAGCCUAACGUUAACGCGUCAUGUAGCCAUGCAUUAGCAGGCUGGCAGGCUGGCAGGUUGUCAUAAUCCCAAGUCUGGA